This is a messenger RNA of Stegodyphus dumicola, 621 nucleotides long. RefSeq lists its product as uncharacterized. Lineage: Eukaryota; Metazoa; Arthropoda; Arachnida; Araneae; Eresidae. The record is from RefSeq and is a predicted model, not a curated record.
AUGGCUAGACGCGUUCUAAAGUGUGUGCAGUUAAAUCUUCAUAAAUCCAAAUCGGCGACACAACAGCUAAUUUUAAAUAUGGAAGCUGAUGAUAUUGACUGUGCUUUGGUUCAGGAACCUCAUUAUUACAAGAAUGUUCUUCCAGGAUAUCCUGGCACUUAUAGACUUUAUUGUGAUCCUAAUUCUGAUAAUGUAAAGGCGGCAAUCAUUAUUCGAUCACGUGAUCUAUCAACAUUUCUUGAUUAUAAAAAUACGGAUUAUAAUAUGGUUACCUUGGAUAUUACUGUUGGCUCAACUGUGCUCACUCUUUUUUCAUACUAUUUUGAACCCUCAAGAAACAUUUACCUAGAUCUUCAUAAAAUUAGUCAAGUCUUUUUGUCCAAAAAUCUUAAUCGACUGGUUUGGUGUAUGGACACUAAUGGCAAAUCUGAAUUAUGGUUUAGUCCGUAUUCUGACUCUCGUGGAGAUAAACUGAGUGAAUUUAUUUCUGCCAACAACCUAUUUGUUAUUAAUGAAGAUUAUGGACCUACGUUUCAGGCAACUCUGGGUUCUAGUUAUAUUGAUGUUACUGUUAUUGGUUCAGAUCUUCUCCAGGAUGUUUCGAGUUGGCGGACUGUCUGA